CUGACGAAGGUUACCGAAGGCGAAGGUAUCUCCGACCUCGCUAAGGUUGGUCUGACAAGUAGAACAGGCCGAUUCAAAUGUUGACACUACGAAGAGUGGAAAUCGCUGUAUGUGGGAGUAGAUGUGAAGGGCUUACAUUGUGCAGUGGGAUGGUAGCAGGGAGCGGUUGGAUUUCUGUGGCAGUUAUCCAGCGACAUGACAGGCAGACUUUAGUGUUAUCGUUGUGCAUAUCCGACCCGAGAGAGUUGUGCACAGAGGACAUCUGAGCUCUCAAUCUAGUGAUAUUUAAGUGCAAAUGUGUCCGAAAUGACAACACGUCGGCCUGGGGAAUUGUUCCGUACUACACCUGACACAGGUUGGAAGGAGAAUGAUGUAUCUGGUUUUAUAUUGACUGGUGGUCAGUCACUGGAGUCAGUGUUGGAGGUCAUCAAGGCUGGCGGCAGCGGCGGCGGUGGGGAGGAGAAGAUACAGCAGGAUGAUACUCGGGAAAACACAGCUAAGGACGAUGAUGUGGAGAAGGUUGUAGAGGACGAGAUGGAGGAGGACCAAGAAGUGGGCCAGGGGACGCGGGAAGUGCUGGACAAGGCCCUGGCCCAGCUGGAGGCUCUCAACCUCGUAGAGGCCGAGAGGCUCUUCCUCAAGGCCUACCAGAGACUGGAGGAUACGCCUGAGGAGAACUACCGAUCCAAGAUUGAGAUCUUCAUUGGUCUUUCCGAGACAUGCACCAGGAGGAGUCGAACAAGCAGACAGAGUCCGUUAGAAUGGCAGUGGCUGUGUGUUCAUGCUACUACCUUGUUGCAGGAGACAAUAGAGAUGUGUAUAACUGAAAUAGAGUUGGAGCAGGAUAACCAGUGGAUGGACUGGUACCAGUCCAAGCGGGACUGGGCAGUGAACAGAGUGCGGGGGCUUGAAGAUGUGCUAGCUAGAACCAUCCACAACUGGCUCAGGGAAAACUGGAGGGUUGUGGAUCCUUAUCAUACCCAGAAUGUGAUGGGAUCCCUCACACCUACUACAUCUACAAAGUUUCCCCUUUCCAGUCUGCUUGGUUUGGGCAUCAAGCCAUACCAGUCUGGCUUCCUGACUCAGUCUUUCAGCUUGGAGAGUCUGCAUGAGGCUCCUCUUAAUGAAGCCAUGACUAUCGGGAAUGCAAAUUGGUUCAAAAGACUGCAGUUAUAUUGCAAGAGACGAUUGUAUAAUAAAAACAUUCAAGAGAUUCUAGAUGAAGUGUUGCACUUCCGAGGCUCAUUGGACUUUGACAGAAGUUCUUCUCAGAGGCUAAGUCUUGAUACUCUAACAGAUGGCAGUGACGCAGAGUACAGUGACCAUGCUGAUGUAGACGCUGAAGCCAAAGUUGACACUGCUGUGAAGGAACACUCACUGAGUUAUGAACUAGCCGCCAGUGAUGUUGACAAAAAUGGUUGGGACUUUUUUCUUGAAGAAAGAAAAAACUGUGAAAUUAGUGGAAUCUUGCAGCUAGCUUCUGAGCCUUCAGAGGAGAACGACCUCCCAGGAGCCACAUCCCAGGAAGCAACAUCGCCAGAACCACCAGUUAAAAAAGAAUUUGUUUCCCCACUUCAAGAGCAACCAAUCAAGCUGGUCAUUGCAAAAGUGUUCCAUAAAGUUGUUGCCAAGCUACUCCAUGAAGAGGAGUACCAGAAGGCUGAAAUGUUGUGUGAGGAGAUUCUCCAGAUUGUAGAUGACAUUCAGGAUGGAACAGUACGACUUCUUAGGUUCAGUGCCCAAUUACUACAGAACAUUGGCAUUCUCUGUCUUCGCCAAGGAGAUGCUUCGAAGGGCAUGGUGCACCUUGAGAGGGCUCUGCAGAUAUUUCGAGAUCUCCAAGAACGUGAUGCCCACCGAGAAGUGGCCCUUGUUUUGAUUGAUCUGGGCAAUGCCCAUGUUGCCAAAGUCCUUCAUGAGGAUGCCUUGCAUAAGCAUAUCAUCACUGCCAUGAGCGAGUUCUUCGAGAAGGAAGCAUCUGAUGAAUCAGAUAGUGCUGAUUCCAGUCCUGAAAGCAAGAGAUCAGAUGAGACAGUAUCAGCCGAGGACAUGAACAGUAUCAAUGAAGCCAUCACCUGUUACACAGAAGCUCUGAUGGUUCUUGAGAACAAUGAUGAAUCUAACAUAGACUACCUGGCAAAGGCUCUCAGGAAGCUAGGGGACUGCCACUUUGUGGUGAAAAACUAUAAUGAGUCUCUAGACUCUUAUGAGAGAUCCAUGGGGUACUUGAGAGCAUCCAGCGCACAUGGGAAGGAUUCUCUGUUACAGAAUGCUCAUGUGCUGUGUAUGUUAGGCGUGUCUACCUUCAUGCUCCAUGUGUAUCCUCGGGCUGCCUCUGUGUUUGAACUGGCCUACAGGAUGACCAGACAGGCACAAUUUUCUUACAGAGUAGAUUCUGAUAAUUUCUUCCAAGGACUCCUUCACUCCCUCUUGGGCAUUUGCUACUACAAGAUGAAGUCAUAUCACAAGUGUGUGUCAAUGUGCUACCAGGCUUUUGAAGUGUUUUGGAAUAUGUACGGCGAGAAAAUUCCUGAACUGAAAAAGGAAAAAUUUUGGUUAAUUUGUCAAAAUCUCUACAUAUUGGGUAACUCUUAUAAUGUCCUAAAUUUACAACACAAAGCAAUUAAAUAUUUAAACAUAGGGCGAACAUUGAUGCAAGAGAGUAAGAAUGGUGAAAAGAGACAAUGUAUGAGAAUCCUCCAGAUUCUGGGUGACUGCUACUUUGCACAGUACGACUACAAGACUGCUCUUACCUACUACAAUGAAGCUCUUGACUUUGGAAACCAUGAGAACAUGACAUUUUCCGAGCCUCAGACAACAGACGAGAUGACCACAUCUUCAGAUGACAUGGCUCUCCACAACCAGCUCCUCAGUCGAUCUGCUGAUGCCCACAUCAGCAUGAACCAGUAUCAGAAUGCUGUGCACUAUUUGGAACAGGCUAGGGACAUCCAGGAUGUCUUGGGAGAGGACAUCAAGGGGGAUCUUGUCUCCACUCUGUACCAGCUGGGGCAGAUGCACUCCUUCGCUGGGGAUGUGGACAAGGCAAUUGACUCCUACAUGGAAAGUAUAGAGAUAAGCAAAGAAUUACAUGAUGGAGACGUUGGUCCUGAAAUGUGUUCCAUGUUGGGCAAUCUGGCCACGAUGUGUUACGUGAAGGCCUGCAUCUGUGAAUCCAUCGAUCAGGAGUUGGAGCUUAUUCUCAAGGCAGAGCAGUACUUCCAAGAUGCCAUUGCGAUCAACAUGAACCAGAGUGUUUGUGUCAAGUAUGCCAACUUCCUAUACAGUCAGGGAAACUAUGACGAUGCUAUCAUGUACUUGGAGGAUGCUCUGAAGGCUCAGAGGGAAUCUGAUGAUAUUGUGUUUGGGGGGUUGGAGAAGGUUACCCUGCCUGAACCUCUUCAGGAUGAGGUUGAUGCACAGGAGGAGGUUGUGAUGCCCUCUAGAUGUCUUGGCAAAUACAUCCUUGUCCUUUCAAAUGUGAUGCUGCGGCAACCAAAGUUGGCCGAGAAAUGGAUCAUCCAGCUCAUGAAGGAUGUGUAUGAAACAGACAUUCCAUUCCUGUGGUCAGUGUUGGGCUAUGCAUUUAUGGAACUUGGGCUAUUUGAGGAGGCAGCUAUCAGUUUCGGCACUGCAGCAACGCUGGAUCCUGAGUACAACCUGGCCAUAGACAACCACUGUCUUUGUCUGUGCAUCAUGACCUUGGUGGCUAUUGAGAGAGUCAUUUCCACCAUUUUCGUCCAUAAGAAGAUCUGGUAUGAGGAUCAGAGCACCCCUGAACUGCCGGAAGGCAACGGGUACUAGGAGCAUUGGGUGUGUCCAAGCAUCAAAGUUAACUGGAGGGGAGAAAGACAUAAUAUUUAUACUUUCAUCUGAUGUUACUUAUAAGUAGACAUGAUUCUCAUGGAGGACUCAUGAUUGUGUGUUCAAUGUGGACUAUUAAAUGAAUAGCUCUGACCUCUGGGGGGUUACUUUGGAUAAUUCAGUGCUAGAAAGUCCACAGAUCUCAGAGUAUAGGAAGCACAGUGUGAAGACUAUAUCCCAGCCAAACACUGUUGACGAGUUCACUGGACGGUGCUGUGAACGUAGUUACUGCUACAGAUAUAUCUCAUAAUGAUAAUCAUGACACAAGAAACUCGGGGUGAACAGAUGUGAGACUCAACAAAAAUGGCAUCCUAUGAAAAAUCUUGUUCUAUAAUUCAGGUAAAAAUGUUUCAACAGUGAAAUGUGCUGAUAUGUUUACCUACAGCUAAGGUCUUUAGUCAGUAAGGUUUGUUGUUCUUUGCUCUGAAAUUGUUACUUCAUUUUCAACCAAAUUCUCAUUUGAUCUUGGAAACUUUCUGUUUCAUGUAUAUAUUAUGGUGCGUGUGAUGAAUAUCUUUCUUUGAAAAAACAACAGCUAUUGAGAAAUGUUUUCAUGUUAAAAAGCUAUUUUAAGUAACAUCUUAACUAUGACCCAUUGAGGAACUUGGUUAAAAUAUAUCGCAUGCACGCUACUGCUUGUUGUAAGAGACAACUAAUUUGGUGGUCAGGCUGGGUCAUCAUACCCUGAUGCUAUGGGAUAUUGCUUUAAAUAUCAACCACUGGUCGUCUGGCCCAAACUCGGCUGUAGAGGUUGCUGUAAUAUUGCUAGAAUAUUGCUGACUGCAUCAUUAAACAACAUUCAUUCAAUCCUGGAAUAUAGCUGCGUGUGAAUGUUCAAAUUUAGGAAUCAUGAUUAAGUAAUUAUGAAAAUAUCAUAGGAACAUAAGCGAUAUGGAAUAUUUGUUAACAGAACUGAUUUACAAAUACUCAUGAAACUGUUCUUAGAUAUGGAAUAGCCAUCCACAGAAUAGCUUAAACCAUCCAGAGAAUAUACAGUGUAAUGUGCUCUUAUAGUUCUACUCCUGGCUUCCAUGUAGAUAAGGAGGAGGAGGCUUUGGUGGGUGGAGUCUGACACUGACAUAUGGGAUGUAAUGGAGCUGAUCACAUGGCCAGCAGGGUACAUCAAAGAGGGGGAGGGCCAGGCUAACUGUCCUGCCUUACAAACAGGAUGUCACAUCAGUUAUACGUUCACAUUUAAUCUGAAAGGGGAAUCCUGCUUUGAUAGCUUGACAGGAACCAGGGUGAUGGGUUCAAAUUCAGUGUUGGCAUAUAGAAUCACAUGGGUUACAAAUCCACUAAUCCAGGCACUAUGCUGUGGUGUUCUUGAAACAGGCUGUUUAGGCAACUGAGUACAUUAACUGUUGAAGGGUUUGAUUCACAUGAAGCAUGUUUGGUAGGAAUAUCAUAUCAAGUAAAGCCGGUGUUGUGGGGGUUGAGGGGCGGGGUGGGGUGCACAUGGAGCAGGUUUCUUCAUCUGCUGGUUACCCGGACAACUAGAUGUUGCGAGGCAUGAUGUUUGGAAGUGAGAUGGAUUGGGAUUAAAUCUUAAAGUUGA
Messenger RNA from Haliotis rufescens (red abalone), 5416 nucleotides. RefSeq lists its product as uncharacterized. Gene Ontology annotation, molecular function: protein binding. The record is from RefSeq and is a predicted model, not a curated record. NCBI's taxonomy places the organism in Eukaryota, Metazoa, Mollusca, Gastropoda, Lepetellida, Haliotidae. The transcript is spliced from 3 exons. The coding region runs from base 307 to 3801 and encodes 1164 amino acids.